AUGAGUAUAGAUCAGCCAUGGACGGACUACAUCCUUCCGCCAGAUGUCAAAUCAGUCCAAACCAUCGGUCCAAAGUUGGAUCCGAAAGGCGAUGAUCAAGCCGUAAAAGACCAGAGCAAGCCAGAAGGGUUCGCUUACUACUGGCGUCUCCCCCCCGAGAUACGGCUCAUGAUCCUUGAGUUGAUAAUACCGCACAGAAUAUGCUGCAUUACGCACCCCGCAUUCAUCGGGUUAAUUCCCUCCAUGGAGUUCCCCGAGUUUCUAAAAACCUUCUAUGGCUGGUUUACAGAGGUACAUAGUCGAGGAAUCUAUACCAUCUUCAAGCGUACGACCAAAAACCAUUUCCUGUGGCGCAAGGAGUGGUGGAAUCGACAAGAUGACCCGGUGUACAUUCCGAACAUUUUCCUAAUGGAUAUAUGGAGGGGAUGGCAAGCCACGCAACUUUUUCAGGGGGCUACAGUCAUAGCCAAGGUACUAGAGCUAGUCGAAGACCAGUAUCGAGGCUCGAUGUUGAGCGACGUCUUCGCCAACCACAUCCAACAAGGGAGUUUCAGGGGCGUCAAGAAAUUUCAGCUCGUGCUGUUGACGGUCGAAUGCGGCUCGGACCUGGAUAUCUAUAGAGACGGUGAUGAGCGCGCAGUUAUUAGUCUCAACGAUAAGCGACUUCCCAACCUCCUCAGGCCGGUGUUCGCCCAUUUAAGGGGGGAUGAUUGCUGGGACCUCCGGCAUCAUAACGGCCCGGCUUUGCUAAGGUCCCUCAGAUUUGAAUGGAACAAGGACUUGAGGGAGUUGUUUGAAGAGCAAUGGCUUCGAAACCAGGAAAUCGUGUGGUCCGAGGACAUGCUCACAGAGAAGCGGUUCGGAUACAAACAUCGACAUCGAAUGCUCAAUCGCAGGCAUACAGCAGUGGCCAGACGGGUGCGUGAAAUGCCGGCCAUUGAACCCGUCAUCAUGUUUGAGAAACGGUGGCCGACAGAUGCUAUCAUCGCCACAUCUAGAUGGCGUCCAGAUGACCCUAAGUGGUAUGCUACUAGAAGUAGAGACGGGUUGUUGAGCAUCUCAAACAGAAGGGCGAUGUGUAUCAGUCACGAGCUCUGUCGUGAACGUAUGACACUUAGCAUACAUCGUAUGGUGAGACCAGCUAGUCAGGUUACGUUCUGA
Messenger RNA from Xylaria bambusicola, 1161 nucleotides. RefSeq lists its product as uncharacterized. NCBI's taxonomy places the organism in Eukaryota, Fungi, Ascomycota, Sordariomycetes, Xylariales, Xylariaceae. The record is from RefSeq and is a predicted model, not a curated record. The coding region runs from base 1 to 1161 and encodes 386 amino acids. The transcript has 4 exons.